This is a messenger RNA of Salarias fasciatus (jewelled blenny), 1827 nucleotides long. Its product is annotated as lactase-like protein. The transcript has 14 exons. NCBI's taxonomy places the organism in Eukaryota, Metazoa, Chordata, Actinopteri, Blenniiformes, Blenniidae. Gene Ontology annotation, molecular function: hydrolase activity, hydrolyzing O-glycosyl compounds. Gene Ontology annotation, biological process: carbohydrate metabolic process. The record is from RefSeq and is a predicted model, not a curated record. Bases 1 to 1827 code for a protein of 608 amino acids.
AUGUCUCUGCUCCUGAGCACGCUGGACAAGCUGGCCUACUUCCUGUCUCUGCUCGCCUUUUGUGUGGAACCGAAGACCACGACCAUGAUGAUGAUGAUGAUGAUGAUGGGGAUGAUGAAGGUGCAGAGGACGGCAUCGAGCUGCUGUCUCCUGCUCACACUGCUGCUGGGCGUCUCCGCCGGACAAGACUUCGACUGGACCAAGAAUGACCGAACGGCCUUCUUCUACAGCACCUUCCCGACAGGUUUCUCGUGGGGCGCCGGCAGCUCGGCCUAUCAAACCGAAGGAGCCUGGAACACCGACGGGAAGGGGAUGAGCAUCUGGGAUGCCUUCGCCCACAGGAAGGGGAAAAUCUUCCUGAACGACACCGGAGACUUCUCCUGCGAGGGCUACCGCAAAUUCAAGGAUGACGUGACGCUGAUGAAGGACAUGAAGCUGAAUCAUUACCGCUUCUCCAUCUCCUGGCCGAGGAUUUUACCCACCGGACUGAAAAGCGAGCAGGUCAAUGAGAAAGGCAUCAAGUAUUAUGACGACCUGAUCAACAUGCUGCUGGACAACCAGAUCACGCCCAUCGUCACGCUGUACCACUGGGAUUUGCCUCAGGUGCUGCAGGAGAAAUACGGCGGCUGGCAGAAUGCCAGCAUGGUCAACCACUUCAACGACUUCGCCAACCUGUGCUUCGAGCGCUUCGGGAACCGGGUCAAGUACUGGAUCACCUUCAACAACCCGUGGUCUGUGGCUGUGGAGGGGUACGAGACGGGGGAGCACGCCCCCGGACUGAAGCUGAGGGGCUCCGGCGCCUACAGAGCAGCUCACCACAUCAUCAAGGCUCACGCCAAAGUGUGGCACACGUACGACGUGCAGUGGAGGAGCAAACAGAAAGGCUUGCUGGGAAUCUCUCUGACGGCCGACUGGGGCGAGCCGGUGGACGUGUCCAACCAGCGCGACAUCGAGGCGGCGGAGCGGUACAUCCAGUUCUACCUGGGCUGGUUCGCCACGCCCAUCUUCAACGGGGACUACCCGCAGGUCAUGAAGGACUACAUCGGCAGGAAGAGCGGUCAGCAGGGUCUUGGAGCCUCUCGGCUCCCCGUCUUCUCGCCUCAGGAGAAAAGCUACAUCAAGGGAACCUGCGACUUCCUGGGCCUAGGACACUUCACCACCCGCUACGUCACCCAGAAGAAUUACCCAUCAGCCCUGGGAGAUAGCUACUUCACCGACCGUGACCUGGCGGAGCUGGUGGACCCCCAGUGGCCCGACCCCGGGUCCGAGUGGCUGUACUCGGUGCCCUGGGGCUUCAGGCGCCUGCUGAACUUCGUUAAGACGCAGUACGGGAACCCCAUGAUCUAUGUGACGGAGAACGGCGUGUCGGAGAAGAUGCUGUGCACCGACCUGUGUGACCACUGGAGGGUGCAGUACUUCAAGGACUACAUCAACGAGAUGCUGAAAGCGGUGAGGGACGGCGUCAACGUGAAGGGCUACACCGCCUGGUCCCUGCUGGACAACUUCGAGUGGGACGAGGGCUUCUCGGAGCGCUUCGGCCUCUUCUACGUCGACUUCCGGAGCAAGGCCAAGCCGCGCUACCCCAAGGCCUCGGUCCACUUCUACAAGCGCAUCAUCGGCUCCAACGGCUUCCCCAACCAGAGAGAGGUGGACAGCUGGAGGAGGAAGUCGGUGGAGACCUGCUCGUCCAGCAACCAACUGCUGGCUGCAGACCCGCUGAUCGGACACAUGGAGAUGGUGACGGAGAUCGUGGUUCCCACCGUCUGCACGCUCUGCAUCCUGCUGAGCGCCGUCUUCCUCAUGUUCCUGCUGCGGCGCCGCCUCUGA